AUGAAAAAAACUGGAAAAAAAGAGAUGGGAAAGCAGACGAAAACAAAGCCGACUCAGAAAUCAUCUCCAACCUCGUCUGUACAGACUUUUUUCCAGCAAAACUCUACAACACCUAAUAGAAAAAACGCUACAGAGAUAGAAGACAAAAUGGCGACCGGAGGAAAGAACGACUCACAGAAUAAUUCAGACGCCUUGGACCCACUAACUAAAAAUGACUUGAAAGAACUAAAGGAAGAUUUAUUAAAAUCUCUGUCUUCUAUGGUCACUGAUCUGAUGAAACCUAUGCAAACACACCUAGCGGAGCUAACUACAGACCUGCAAGACACAGCACGGAUAGCUGAAACAACGGCUGAAGCUGUAUUAAGUCUGCAAGAAGAAGUAAAAGCCUUAAGAGCAUCAGAAAAAUUAACAACUAUCAGGCUGACAACACUGGAAAACCGCUGGCGCCAGUACAACCUCAAGUUUCGAGGGAUAGAGGAGGGCGAAGAAGAAAGAACAAACCUCUUGAGCUUCAUGUCAUCGUGGCUUUCCUCGGCCCUGGAUUUGGAGGACGGUGUUGCACCGGUUAUUACAAAAGCAUACAGAUUGGGUCCACUGGCAUCAAUUAGAAAAGGACGACCUCGGGACAUCUUGGCCCAAUUCUUGCACCCAAGAACACGAGAUAAAAUAUUAAAGGAAGCCAGAAUCCACGGCUCUUUGAAAUAUAAAGGAAAAAAGGUACAAGUUCUUCCAGAUCUAUCAGCAGAAACUCUGGAAAAACGGAGAAACCUCAAAGUCGUCGCAUCUACACUUUUUGCUGCAAAGAUUCGAUUUAGAUGGAGUGCAUCAUCUCAGAUACAAACCACCAGCUUGUAUAGCAUUGUUCAACUUUGGAGAGUGCCAUUAGUGUGUUAUCAAAAUAAGAAAUUGGCACUGCAGCUGCAGGAACAACAACGCCAGAAGGAGCUGGAAAGGGAGAGGCUGGAGCGGGAGAGGCUGGAAAGAGAGAGGCUAGAAAAGGAAAGACUGGAGAGAGAGCGAUUUGAAAAACAGGAGCAACUGGAGAGGGACCGGCAAGAACGAGACCGGCAAGAACGAGACCGGCAAGAACGAGACCGGCAAGAACGAGACCGGCAAGAACGAGACCGGCAAGAGCGCCUAGAAAGAGAGCGACAAGAACGGGAAAGACAAGAGCGGGAGAGAUUGGAAUGGGAAAGGCAGGAAAGGGAACACCAAGAACAGCUAGAAAGAGAGCAGCUGGAAUGGGAAAGAGAAAGAAAACUGUCAAGUGCUGCUCCAUCUUACGACAGCUCCCCGUAUAGCACUUCACUUCCUGAAUACUCCAGCUGCCAGCCUCCUUCAGCACCUCCUCCAUCAUAUGCUAAAGCAAUGUCAGACUCUACUCCGGAUUAUGCUGUAGUGACUUCUGCACAGCCAGUUUCUUCCCCCCCUACACCACCUCUAAGGCACUCUGCGUCACGUUUUGCUACAUCGUUGGGUUCCGCCUUCCACCCUGUUCUUCCCCAUUAUGCCACAGUUCCCCGUCCUCUGAACAAAACUUCUCGACCACCCUCACCUGUGAAUCCCCCAGUGUCUCUUACUUCAAGUACCAAGUCCACUACUUGGUCUGCUUCUAGUUUUGCACCCCUUCCCCCAUCUCCUCCUGUAAUGAUUAGCAGCCCUCCUGGUAAAGCUACAGGCCCAAAGCCUGUCUUACCAAUUCCUGUUAGUGCUCACUUAUCCCAAAUGUCACCAUCCCCUACAGCACCCAAUGGGCUUCCAGAAUUGGCAAAUUAUCCAGCUCCUUCACCACCUACCUCAGGUCCAACCCCACCACCACCUUCCUUUCAGCCUCUUUCACUCUCUGGACCUCAAGCUGCUUCUCCAAGCUCCCCUAAUUCCUCGGCUCCCUCAUCCAAGCCUAGUGUUCUCCCUUCUCCCUCUGCAGCUCCCCCUGCCUCUGUUGAGAACUCUCUAAACUCUGUGCUGGGAGACUCCUUUGCUUCUGAGCCAGUCUUGCAGACAGCCUCUCAGCCGAUUGAACCUCCGUCCCAUCAGGGUGUUAUCCAAGGGCCACCUGUACCUCCACCACCUCCACCUCUUCCAGCUGGCCCUGUUCAGUCCCCAUCAGUUGUACCACCUCCCCCAGGGCCACCUCCACCACCACCUCUUCCACCAUCAGGGCCGCCGCCGCCACCACCACCUCCUCCUCCUCCACCACCCCUUCCUAACCAGGUUCCUCUUCCACCUCCUGCCCCUCCUCUGCCUGCCACUGGUUUUUCCAUGGGAUCGAUGUCUGAAGAUUACCGCCCUUUAACAGGACUUGCAGCUGCUCUUGCAGGAGCCAAUCUUAGAAAAGUAUCUCGGAAUGAAGAGUCUCCUAAUCAAAGUGGAGGAACAAGCUCUGCUUCACCUAAAACAGAUACUGGGCGUGGAAAUGGGCCAUUGCCCCUAGGAGGAAGUGGAUUAAUGGAGGAAAUGAGUGCAUUGCUGGCCAGAAGGUCUGCUCCAAUGAAGUUAAGAGAAGGGAGCACAGGGUCUGGCAAAGGAAGUGUGGCUGAAAACUCAAAAGAAAUAGCAGAGUUGAAGAAAAACAAUGAGAGGACGGAUUAA
Messenger RNA from Gekko japonicus, 2592 nucleotides. RefSeq names its product protein enabled homolog. The transcript is spliced from 8 exons. Bases 1 to 2592 code for a protein of 863 amino acids. NCBI's taxonomy places the organism in Eukaryota, Metazoa, Chordata, Lepidosauria, Squamata, Gekkonidae. The record is from RefSeq and is a predicted model, not a curated record.